AUGAGCGGCGACAAGAUGGAUAUCGAGACUGCCGAACAGCGGCUCAAGGCCCUCGAGAACUCCGAGCAGCACUAUUUCAACAGCUAUAACCACCAUGGCAUACACGAGGAAAUGCUGAAAGAUGAGGUCCGGACGAGAUCAUACAUGAAUGCCAUUGUACAGAACAAGCACCUCUUCAAGGACAAGGUGGUUUUGGAUGUUGGAUGCGGUACCGCGAUUCUGUCCAUGUUCGCCGUCAAGGCUGGCGCGAAGCACGUCAUUGGCGUCGACAUGUCGACGAUCAUCUUCAAGGCCCGCGAGAUCGUCGAGGUCAACGGAAUGUCGGACAAGAUCACACUCAUUCAGGGAAAGAUGGAAGAGAUUGACAUGCCAUUCCCCAAGGUGGACAUCAUCAUCUCGGAGUGGAUGGGCUACUUCUUGUUGUACGAGAGCAUGCUCGACACCGUGCUCUACGCACGCGACAAGUAUCUGGCCAAGGACGGCUUGAUCUUCCCCGACAAGGCCACCAUUUUUGUUGCCGGAAUCGAAGACGGCGAAUACAAGGAGGAGAAGAUCGGAUUCUGGGAUAACGUCUAUGGCUUCAACUACUCUCCACUGAAGCUCACAGCGCUCUCGGAGCCGCUGGUGGACACUGUCGACAUGAAGGCAGUGGUGACAGACCCGACGCCGGUCCUGACGCUUGAUCUUUACAAGUGCACUACCGCGGACUUGGCCUUCAGCUGCCCCUUCGACCUGACGGCUCGGAGGGACGACUUCAUCCACGCCCUCGUGGCGUGGUUUGACAUCGAAUUCACCGCCUGCCACAAGCCGAUCCGCUUCUCCACCGGCCCGCAUACUAAGUAUACGCACUGGAAGCAGACCGUCUUCUACCUCAAGGACAUGCUUACUGUGCAGCAAGGCGAGAAGAUUGAGUGCUCGCUCCACAACCGGCCCAACGAGAAGAACAAGCGUGAUCUCGAUAUCAAGAUCCAGUACCGGCUAGAGACUCAGGACUCGACGAGACAGGCAGAAGGAACAUGCCUGUACAAGAUGUGCUAG
Lasiosphaeria miniovina is the source of this 1038-nucleotide messenger RNA. RefSeq names its product S-adenosyl-L-methionine-dependent methyltransferase. Gene Ontology annotation, cellular component: nucleus. Gene Ontology annotation, biological process: peptidyl-arginine methylation. Gene Ontology annotation, molecular function: protein-arginine N-methyltransferase activity. The transcript has 6 exons. The coding region runs from base 1 to 1038 and encodes 345 amino acids. The record is from RefSeq and is a predicted model, not a curated record. NCBI's taxonomy places the organism in Eukaryota, Fungi, Ascomycota, Sordariomycetes, Sordariales, Lasiosphaeriaceae.